Messenger RNA from Kluyveromyces lactis, 1608 nucleotides. It is a transcript of the gene MUP3, whose product is annotated as Mup3p. The transcript has a single exon. Gene Ontology annotation, biological process: amino acid transmembrane transport. Lineage: Eukaryota; Fungi; Ascomycota; Saccharomycetes; Saccharomycetales; Saccharomycetaceae. Gene Ontology annotation, molecular function: L-amino acid transmembrane transporter activity. Gene Ontology annotation, cellular component: membrane. The coding region runs from base 1 to 1608 and encodes 535 amino acids. The record is from RefSeq and is a predicted model, not a curated record.
AUGGAGGAUACACACUUGAUAGAGGGUUCAAAAGCCCCUCUAUAUAUAAUAGAGUCGGAGAGGGAUUCCACUGAAGAUCUAAGUAAGAAUGUGUCAUCCUUGAUAUCAGAUAACGAAGUACCUCAGGGGAGGCACCUUGGAAUUUUUUCUACUGUUAUUCUCUUUGUGUCAAGGAUAGUUGGUGGCGGUAUCUAUUCUGUUCCCAGCAGUGUUUUCGUGAAUUGCGGUGGGAAUGUGAGCCUGUUUCUAUUCGUUUGGUUGUGUGCUGCAGUGAUGGCUUUUAUCGGUAUGUCAAUGUUUUUGGAGCUAGGCACUAUCUUGCCAAAAAGUGGCGGAAGAAAAAAUUUCCUUGAAUUUUUAUACGAUAAGCCGCCAAUGAUGACGACAGUUAUUUUAUGCACAUAUUGUCUAAUGACUUGUUUUGCUAUGUCGCCUGCGAUGAUAUUAGGAAAGUAUAUAUUAUACGCCUUAGGUUAUGGUGAAGACUUUGUUAACAAGGAGUCGUAUGCUUCUAACUAUAUUGGAAUAGCUGCUAUUAUGGUUAUAGUGUUUGUGCAUGGUCUCUCUCUUAACCAUGGCCUCAUCAUUCAGAAUAUUUUGGGGAUUAUAAAAUUGGUCAUUGUGCUCCUAAUGUCCUUAGCAGGAAUGUAUGUGACACUAUUUUAUCAUAAUGCUUCUUAUGACAUAACCCAGCCGUCGCUAUUAUUUAGUGCUGCUGUGCAAAGCUCUGAAGCGAUCAGUAGUGCAUCAUUGACUUCUGCGUUUAUCCAGUGCUUUUAUUGUUUCGCUGGAUGGGAUACUGUUCACACCGUUACCUCCGAGAUCAAGGAUCCUAACAGGACAUUGAAAUUGGCUGGACCUCUUUCGCUUCUGAUGGCUCUAAUAUGCUACCUUUCUCUGAAUAUUGCAUACAUAAAGGUGCUCACUUAUGAGGAGAUCAAGAAUGCUGGACCUUUGCUCGGAUCUGUUUUAUUUUCUAAGAUUUUCGGAAAAGCCGUGGGAGCACAAUUCAUUAAUAUCUCCAUAAUCCUUUCUGCAAUAUCGAACCUUUUUGUUACUGUGUAUGGUAUUUCUAGAAUGAAUCAGGAAAUAUUUAGAGAGGGUCUGUUUCCUUUUUCUGCACAAUUGGCCAGAAAUUGGCCUUGUAAUUCCCCACUUCCCUCUUUGUUAAUUUGCGGCAUAGUCAGUUCUUUUUGGCUAUAUCUACUUCCAGGGACAGGAGCUGCUUUCGAUUACUUGAUCAAUUUUGAGGGAUAUGGGAAUCAAAUAAUGUUACUUUUAGUUGCUGCUGGAUUACUCGUCAGGAGAGAACGUCUAAAAAGAUACCAAUUUCCUUCGAGAACACCAAUUGUGGGGGUGGUCGCCUUUCUGCUUCUCUCCGUAUACUUGAGUGUUGGUCCAUUUUUUGGUAAUGGAACCGGCAACUCUGUUGGGAAGUUUCCCUCUUAUCAGUACGCAGCUAUUUUCCUAUUCGCACUUUCCGUGGGCUUCUGGUUCAUGAAGUUUGUAUUGCUUCCCAGAUUGUUUAAAUACACUCUUAGAAGCACUGUUGUUGUACAAAAUGACGGACUAACAGUUGUGGACUGGAGGAGACAUCCUGUAGAAUAG